AUGGCAGAAUCCUCCAGCGAUUCAGACCACUUCUGCUCUCGUGACCGAUUGAGUCGAUGGGCUGCCAGUUCAGUACACAGGGAAGUUCGACAUCGUCCUGCUGUGGGUGUCACGGAGAAGGUCAACACGAUCACCAGUACUUUACAGGACACCAGUCGGAACCUGCGACAAAUCGACCAGAUGCUUGGACAUUAUCGAGAAUAUAGUAAUGGCCAGGCGGGGGCUAUAGAACAUUUAAAAGAAAGCUUGGAACAAUCGAUAGGCCAAUUGCGGAGUCAACGCUUGUCGAGAAACUUAGGAGGGAGAAGUAUUUCUGUUACAAGUCUGAGUACAAGUGACCUCGAUGGUGGCACUGUGACAGAGAGCUACCGCUUUCAACCUACCUCGCCUCUCAAGGACUAUGGGGAUCAACAGGGUAUUAAACGAAAUAAGUCCAGACCUGGUGUCCGAUUUGUUCCGGACACUGAUGACGUGGGCCAGUUUCAUGCUUUUCAUCAGUCCCUCCGAGACCUCAGCAGUGAACAAGUUCGCCUUGGAGAUGAUUUCAACCGGGAACUUGCCAGAAGAAGCCAGUCGGAUGCUGCAACAAGAAGGGCUUUGGAAGAACUGACUGAAAAACUUAAUGAAGCCCAAAAACAAGAUGUGGUUUCAGAUCGAGUGGAGCGGCGGCUUCAGGAAAUAGAGAAAGAGAUGCGAACAGAAAGAGAGCUGGUGGAAAGACAGCAGGAUCAACUGGGACUUAUUUCUCAGCAGCUCCAGGAGGCGCUGAAGAAACACGAAGCUAAAGCAGAGGAGAAUGAAGAAGUGAAGCGUAAGCUGAGGCAGACGGAGAGUGAGGAGAGGAAAGUAAGAUUCUGA
This is a messenger RNA of Rangifer tarandus platyrhynchus (Svalbard reindeer), 858 nucleotides long. The record is from the annotation of a GenBank genome assembly. Lineage: Eukaryota; Metazoa; Chordata; Mammalia; Artiodactyla; Cervidae.